GAAGAUAAUACGCAGUUUCUGUCACAUAGCAUUUGAUGCUCUCAAUUCUCAACCAAAAGCCUAAAUCUAAAAUGAAUACAGGGUGAUGAAAAAAGUACAAGGUAAGUAGAGAUUCAAAACUAAAAUAACAAAGGAAAAAUAAUGGAUCAUAAAAAGGAGAAGGCAAAGGAGAAAAGAGAAAAGAGACGCCAAGAGAUCUCUCUUUUACGUACUAUUCCUUAUUCCGAUCACCGAAAAUGGUGGUCAUCCGAUACUGUUGCUGUGGUGACUGGUGCAAAUAGAGGGAUAGGAUUUGAGAUUGCUCAUCAACUAGCAUCGCAUGGCUUAACGGUUGUUCUUACAUCGCGAGAGACUGGUGUUGGUGAAGAGGCUGUGAAAGUCAUGCAAGAAGGAGGUUUAAAUGUAGCAUUUCAUCAACUGGAUAUCGUCGAUCAUGCAUCAGUUGAAGCAUUUUCCGAUUGGAUAAAAGAAACUUAUGGCGGUUUGGAUAUACUGAUCAACAAUGCAGGAGUGAGUUUCAAUGUUGGUACAGAGAAUUCCAUGGAACAUGCUGAAACUGUCAUCCAAACCAACUAUUUUGGCACAAAGAAUAUGACUAAAGCGAUGAUUCCAUUGAUGAGGCCUUCUCCUUCUGGCGGUCGUAUUGUUAGUGUGAGCUCUCGAUUGGGACGACUUAACGGCAAAAAGAAU
Nicotiana tabacum (common tobacco) is the source of this 690-nucleotide messenger RNA. The record is from RefSeq and is a predicted model, not a curated record. NCBI's taxonomy places the organism in Eukaryota, Viridiplantae, Streptophyta, Magnoliopsida, Solanales, Solanaceae.